UUCUCAGUGCCAGUUGGUAAUUAUCCUAAAUUCCAAUCCCAAUCUUAGAAAAAAAUCGAUCCUUGUAUUAAUCUGAAGAGAUGCAUGGGUUUGAUUCUUUCUUUUCCUAAUGUUUUUAGAAAUCCACCACGUUUAAUCAGAACCAUUGAAUUUUAGUGUUAGGACACUUAAAAUCUGUGGACUGGAUUUGAUCAAAGAGCGAUCGAGUCGGGAAUCUUGAAGAAUGUGGAGGCUUAAGAUUGCUGAAGGCGAUGGUCCAUGGCUUAAAAGUGUGAAUAAUCACGUUGGUAGACAGGUCUGGGAGUUUGAUCAACGGCUUGGAUCGCCCGAAGAAUGGGCCGCAGUUGAGGUGGCCCGCGAAGAAUACCGGAGAAAUCGGUUUCGGAUUAAGCAGAGCUCGGAUCUGUUGAUGAGAAUGCAGUUUUCAAAAGAGAAUCCAUGUGGGAAAAAGCUACCCCAAGUGAAAGUAGAAGACAUCAAUGAAGUUACUGAAGAGGCAGUCACAACUACCACAAGAAGGGCUAUUAGCUUUUAUUCAACCAUGCAAGCACAUGAUGGGCAUUGGCCUGCAGAACUCACUGGUCCCCUGUUUCCUACAUCCAUAUUGGUUAUAGGCUUGUAUAUCACGGGAACGCUCAAUACCGUUCUACCAUCAGAACACCAAAAGGAGUUGCGCCGUUACUUAUAUAACCUUCAGAACGAAGACGGUGGUUGGGGAUUCCAUAUAGAGGGACACAGCACUAUGUUUUCUACAACACUCAGCUACGUUGCGUUGCGAUUACUUGGGGAAGGAGUUGAAGGAGGUGAAGAUGGGGCUAUGCAGAAAGGUCGAAAAUGGAUCCUUGACCGUGGUGGUGUAACAUGGAUACCAUCUUGGGGAAAGUUAUGGCUUUCGGUACUUGGAGUUUUUGAAUGGUCAGGCAAUAAUCCAAUUCCCCCAGAGUUUUGGCUUCUUCCUUCCUUUCUACCAUUUUAUCCAGGUAAGCUUUGGUGCCAUUGUCGCAUGGUGUACUUGCCCAUGUCAUACUUAUAUGGAAAGAAGUUUGUGGGGCCAAUCACAAAGACAGUCGCAUCACUGAGAGAAGAGCUCUACACUCAACCGUAUCAUGAAAUAGAUUGGUGUCGAGCACGUAAUUUGUGUGCAAAGGAAGAUCUCUUCUACCCACAUCCCCUAAUACAAGAUAUUCUAAUGGGAUGUCUUUAUAAGGUUGGUGAAUCUCUUAUAAAGCAUUGGCCAUUUUCAAUGCUAAGAGAGAAAGCGCUACGAACUGCAAUGGAACAGAUACAUUAUGAAGAUGAGAAUACUCGAUACCUUUGCAUUGGAUUUGUAGAGAAGAUUUUGGAUUUUCUUUCUCAUUGGGUGGAAAACCCAAAUUCGGAGGCAUUCAAAUGUCACCUUGCAAGAAUCCCAGAUUUUUUAUGGGUAGCUGAAGAUGGCAUGAAAGUGCAGGUUUGUGGCAGCCAAACGUGGGACACUGCUCUCACCAUUCAAGCAAUAUUAUCAAGCAAUCUUGUUGAAGAAUAUGGACCAACUCUAAAGAAAGCACAUGACUUUAUAAAAGCGUCGCAGGUUUUAGAAAACUCACCAGGCAACUUGAGUCACUGGAAUCGCCACAUUUCAAAAGGUGCAUGGACUUUCACUGUUGCAGAUCAAGGGUGUCAAGUGUCGGACUGCACAACAGAAGGACUAAAGGCUGUGUUAUUGUUGUCACAAAUUUCACCAAAAAUCGUUGGGGAACCAUUGCUGGCAGAGCGAAUAUAUGAUGCUGUAAACAUUAUUCUUUCUCUACAAAAUAACAAUGGCGGUUUCUCUACAUGGGAGCUCACACGAUCCUACCGUUGGAUGGAGUUGUUCAAUCCUUCUGAAUUUUUUGAAGACAUUGUCAUUGACUACCAGUAUCCUGAAUGCACUUCAUCGGCAAUCCAGGCUUUGACAUUAUUCAGGAAACUAUAUCCUGGACAUAGGAAACAAGAAAUAGAACAAUGCAUAUCUAAAGCAAUGGAUUUCAUAGAGAAAACACAGGAGUCUGAUGGUUCAUGGUAUGGCUCCUGGGGAAUUUGCUACACUUACGCCACAUGGUUUGCAGUAAAAGGGCUAGUAGCUAGUGGAAAGACCUUCCACAACAGCUCCAGCAUCCGCAAAGCUUGUGAAUUUCUGUUAUCAAAACAGCUAGAUUCUGGUGGUUGGGGAGAGAGUUAUCUUUCUUGCAAAAAUAAGGUGUAUACAAACCUUGAAGGCAACCGGUCACAUUUAACAAAUACAGCAUGGGCUCUAAUGGCUCUUAUUGAUGCCGGACAGGCCGAAAGAGAUCCUACGCCGUUGCAUCAUGCAUCAAUGCUGUUAAUUAAUUCACAGAUGGAAAAUGGCGAUUUCCCACAACAGGAAAUAAGAGGAGUGUUCAACAAGAACUGUAUGCUAAGCUACUCAGCAUAUAGAAAUAUCUUUCCCAUAUGGGCUCUUGGAGAAUAUCAUGAACGGGUUCUACUCGCCCCCAAAACCUUAUAAUGUCCUCACAAGUUGGUUGUGGUUUUUCAUUUUUUUCUAUGUUUAUUUUGAGCCAUGAUAAAGGAACUCUUGGUGGUGUCAAUGUUUAAUUUAAGAUGGACAGCUGACCGCGCCCGAUCUUUGAUCA
This is a messenger RNA of Magnolia sinica, 2633 nucleotides long. Its product is annotated as cycloartenol synthase-like. Gene Ontology annotation, molecular function: intramolecular transferase activity. Gene Ontology annotation, biological process: triterpenoid biosynthetic process. Gene Ontology annotation, cellular component: lipid droplet. NCBI's taxonomy places the organism in Eukaryota, Viridiplantae, Streptophyta, Magnoliopsida, Magnoliales, Magnoliaceae. The transcript is spliced from 19 exons. The record is from RefSeq and is a predicted model, not a curated record. The coding region runs from base 224 to 2506 and encodes 760 amino acids.